Lichtheimia ornata is the source of this 768-nucleotide messenger RNA. RefSeq lists its product as uncharacterized. Gene Ontology annotation, molecular function: proton-transporting ATPase activity, rotational mechanism. The record is from RefSeq and is a predicted model, not a curated record. The coding region runs from base 1 to 768 and encodes 255 amino acids. The transcript is spliced from 6 exons. Gene Ontology annotation, biological process: vacuolar acidification. Gene Ontology annotation, cellular component: fungal-type vacuole membrane; vacuolar proton-transporting V-type ATPase complex. NCBI's taxonomy places the organism in Eukaryota, Fungi, Mucoromycota, Mucoromycetes, Mucorales, Lichtheimiaceae.
AUGUCAGGCAACAAUCAACGUAUCAACAUCUUCCCAACUCGCAUGGCGUUGACGACCAUGAAGUCUCGUCUCAAGGGUGCUCAAACGGGUCAUUCGCUCUUGAAACGCAAAGCUGAAGCACUUACUAAACGCUUCCGUACUAUCACUCAUCGUAUUGACGAACUCAAACGCAAAAUGGGUCAAAUCAUGCAAGCCGCAUCGUUUUCGUUAGCUGAAGUUCAGUAUACUGCAGGAGAUAUCAGUUAUCAAGUGCAAGAAGCUUCCAAGUCUGCUCAACUACGUGUGCGUGCUGAACAAGAAAACGUAUCCGGUGUCAUGCUACCCACGUUUGCCAUGUAUACCGAAGGUGGCAAUGCUUUUGAAUUCACCGGCUUGGGUCGAGGUGGUCAACAUGUUCAAAGAUCGAAAGAGGUUUACAGAAAAGCAGUAGAGACCCUGAUCGAGUUGGCUAGUCUGCAGACUGCCUUUGUGAUCUUGGAUGAGGUGAUCAAGGCAACCAACCGCCGUGUGAAUGCCAUUGAGCAUGUCAUCAUUCCCCGCUACGAGAAUACCAUCAAGUAUAUCAUUUCUGAGCUUGACGAACAAGACAGAGAAGAAUUCUUCCGACUGAAAAAGGUGCAGGGCAAAAAGAAGGAUCAUGCAGCUGCCGAAGAAGCCGAACGCGUUAAGGCUAAAGAACAACUUGGCGAAGCUCCCAUCUUCCGUACUGCUGAUGAAACUGGCCAAAUCGAUCUCAUUGACCAAAAGGAUGAAGAUGUUAUCUUUUAA